Molecule: messenger RNA, 2088 nt
Organism: Physella acuta
Lineage: Eukaryota; Metazoa; Mollusca; Gastropoda; Physidae
Product: neprilysin-1
Biological process (GO): protein processing
Cellular component (GO): plasma membrane
Molecular function (GO): metalloendopeptidase activity
Source: RefSeq, a predicted model, not a curated record
AUGGAAGAGAGUAAAAACGCUUUUCAAAAGAAAGAUGAGAUCAAAGAUAUAUGCUUGACUGCGGGCUGUAUUAAUGCAGCCUCUCGACUCAUUGUUUCCAUGGACACCAGUGUUCACCCUUGCGAUGACUUCUUUGAGUUUUCCUGCGGCAACUGGAAUAGACUGAAUACGAUUCCAAACGACAGGGCCAUUUACAACACUUUUACAAAGCUGGGAGACGACAUCCAAACAAUACUCAAAAGUCUACUUGAGCAGGAAAUCCAACCCGAACUAGACAGUGAAGCCACUAAAAAAGUCAAGAUCGUCUACAACUCUUGCCUCAAUGAGACUUUGAUAGACAAAGAAGGCUUGAGGCCCAUCAAUCAACUCUUUGAAGAGUUUGGUGGCUGGCCAAUACUAGAGGGUGAUGCAUGGGAAAGUAAGACAGAAACGUUGAGUCUGUUGGUUAAUCAGUUUAACUACAACACCAAGGCCCUGGUUGACCAUCUUGUGGGUGCUGAUGACAAGAAUCCUGAACUCAACAUUAUUCAGCUUGACCAGCCUGAGCUUGGCAUGCCGUCUCCGGACUACUUCCUGUAUGACGAUGCCAACAGUAAGCUGCUUGUCUACAAGAGAUUCGCUUUACAAAUGGCUGAGGCCUUGGGAGCCGAGGCCCAGACUGCGAAACGAGAUGUUGAUGCCAUGAUUGACUUUGAAAUCCAGCUUGCUAAAAUUACAAAACCUAAGGCUCAAAGACGGGACAAUGAGGCAAUGUACAAGAAUAUGACCAUUCAAGACUUCGCUCUAAAGGUCCCUGAGAUUGAAUGGCUGAAAUACCUUCAGGAGAUUUACAAAACUGCUGAUAUUGUCAUCACUGAACACGAGACUAUCGUGGUCUACGCUCUCCCUUACUUUGUAGCUUUGGGAAAACUCAUUCAGAGGAGUCCUACAAGAGUUCUCGCAAAUUACGUUAUAUGGAGGUGUCUGAUGGCAAGAAUAGACAACCUUCCAAAAGAAUACAGGAAAAUUCGGAGUGAGUUCAGUAAGCACAUCUUUGGAUCAGAGUCGGAGCCCCCAAGGUGGUACGACUGUGUUAGUUAUAUCAACGAUAACAUGGGCAACGCCGCUGGACGUCUCUUUGUUGAAAGACACUUUGAUGAAGGUUCAAAGGAAACAGCCAUGGAAAUGAUUGAUGAUAUUCGUGAAGCUUUUUAUCAACUUUUAGAUGAGGCUGAUUGGAUGGAUGAUACAACACGAGUGGUUGCUAAAGAAAAGGCACAGGCUGUGUCUGUAAACAUUGGUUAUCCUGAGUCGAUAUUAAACAACACGGCACUGGAUGCGGAAUAUGACGGGCUGAUUUUCCAUCCAGAUCGUUUUUUUGAUAAUGUUGUAAAGCUUCUAAAACACAAAGCUUUCUCAACGGUGAAGAAGUUGCGACAGCCUGUUGACAAGUCAAAGUGGUCUACGACGCCAGCUAAUGUCAAUGCCUAUUAUAGCUCCAUUAGAAACCAAAUUACUUUUCCUGCUGCUAUUCUACAACAACCAUUUUACAGCAAAGACUAUCCCAAGAGCCUAAACUACGGUGGUAUUGGCAUGGUUAUAGGGCAUGAAAUGACUCAUGGAUUCGAUGAUAGGGGUCGCCAGUAUGAUAAAAAUGGAAUUCUCGUGCAAUGGUGGGAUGAUGAAGUUAUACGGAGAUUUAAGGAGCGAGCACAGUGUAUUAUCGACCAGUACAACAACUACAGCGUCCCUGAGGUUAAGAUGAACGUCAAUGGCAUUCAAACACAGGGGGAGAACAUUGCUGACAAUGGGGGACUAAAGGAGGCCUAUAAGGCCUUCAGAAACUCACGUGGACAUCUAGAGCAAAGAUUACCUGGCCUGCUUGAAUAUUCGAAUGAUCAGCUCUUUUUCAUCAACUUUGCUCAGGUAUGGUGUGGUGUUAUGAGGCCGGAAGCAACAGUCACCCGGUUAAAGACAGGCGUCCACAGCCCUGGCAGAUUUAGAGUGAUUGGAACAUUGCAAAACAUGGAAGCGUUUUCAGAAGCAUUUAACUGCUCUGUUGGGUCUUACAUGAACAAAAAAAAUAGGUGUACUGUAUGGAGGUUCUAG